Molecule: messenger RNA, 411 nt
Organism: Dictyostelium purpureum
Lineage: Eukaryota; Evosea; Eumycetozoa; Dictyosteliales; Dictyosteliaceae
Exons: 2
Coding region: 1-411 (136 amino acids)
Source: RefSeq, a predicted model, not a curated record
AUGUAUGCAUAUGAAGGAAAACUAAUUGAAGUCACCACAAGAGAAAACAGCUUUUUUAUGCAGAUAAAUUAUGCUGAGUGGUUACCCUAUAUGAAGUAUGUCAACUCUUCAAACUACUUAAUAAGACAAAGAGAGAAAGUGGAACAAUACGGUUUAGGUCUUGCAUAUGAUGAUGGUAAUAAUGACGGUGCAGAACACCCAAUUCAAACAUCACCGGUGGUUGGUCCAAUUAGCAAAAUUAAUGGUGUCUAUUAUUCUUUUAAAAGACUUCCCAUUUAUGGAAAUAAUAUUUUUUCUUAUGGUAAAGAUUAUGAUAAGAAGGAAGGAACUGCAAAAACAAUUUCUUUUGAAGGUAAAACAUUAAAUAAAUUGAUUCCCACAAACUAUUUGUAUAAUCGUAGUCCAAACUGA